UACUUCAUCAGGGUCGAUUUACCGCUUCCGGCCUUGCCACAGACGAAACAAGGUGUCAAUGUCUCGUAACCAAGAUACGAGACAAGAUUAUCUCAGUUCUCUCGUGGUUUCGGUCCUACCAGGAUCCAAUCGAAGGUAGCUUUGUACGAGUUCUUGACUUCCUCCUGUCUCCAGGCCAUCUGCCGGAAAUUGAGCCAACCAAGUAUGUUAUUCUCCCUGGUCUGCGGCAAGUCAUUUUGUACUGAAUGAGCUGGCGAAGAGUUUCAUCGAUUGCUUUCAAGCUUUGCUCAAUAUGCAACUACCCAGAAAGUACUCUGUCAUUGAUGAAGCGAAGGUGUUCCAGUACGACUUCAUGUUUUGCAUCUUCAUUGCUUCUGAGCGCUGACAUAACUGCAGAAUUCAAGGUUCCGCGGAUGGCAUUCAGCUUUGAAGUAAAUUUUUCAAUCUUUGAACUCUCGAUCUGCUAUUUGAUAGCCACGGCUGCAGCCCUAAACAUGCUCUUUGACCAUUUUGUUGGGUUGACAGUGUCUAGGUAAAGGAGAAAUUCAGAAGUAGCAGUUUUGCAGCUCAAAGCAACGUCUGCGAGAUUCUGUCGGCGCGACGUCAGUGGAUGCAAUGACUCUUAUAGCAUCUUUCCUAACUUGAUCUUCCUUCUGUUACCGGCUUAGCUUACGCUCCCCACUUCUCACAUUCUAGAUACAUAACGUGAGGCAUACAGCUCAGCUCCACUGUGCUACACUGACCAAAAAGGUACAGUACUGCUGUAGAUAGCAGGAACUGGGAGCUGAACAGUAUAUACCCGUGACACAUAAAUAGCUCCCCUCCUUCAUAGCUAUUCAAUCAACUCAGUUCCUCAUGUUUCCC
Messenger RNA from Macroventuria anomochaeta, 864 nucleotides. RefSeq lists its product as uncharacterized. Lineage: Eukaryota; Fungi; Ascomycota; Dothideomycetes; Pleosporales; Didymellaceae. The record is from RefSeq and is a predicted model, not a curated record. The transcript has a single exon. Bases 246 to 536 code for a protein of 96 amino acids.